Siniperca chuatsi (mandarin fish) is the source of this 1093-nucleotide messenger RNA. Its product is annotated as low affinity immunoglobulin gamma Fc region receptor II-a-like. The record is from RefSeq and is a predicted model, not a curated record. The coding region runs from base 32 to 856 and encodes 274 amino acids. Gene Ontology annotation, biological process: cell surface receptor signaling pathway. The transcript is spliced from 7 exons. NCBI's taxonomy places the organism in Eukaryota, Metazoa, Chordata, Actinopteri, Centrarchiformes, Sinipercidae. Gene Ontology annotation, molecular function: transmembrane signaling receptor activity.
ACCUCUCUCUCUCAGUCUGUUGCAGGACAGGAUGGAGGUGGCAGCUCUCUCUCUGCUUCUCUUGCUGAAUUCUCUGGAUUCUGGUUCUGCACAAGUCUCUCCGACAGUCGCCCCCAAAAGAUCGCAGUUCUUUAAAUAUGACAGUUUCUCUGUGAGCUGUGAGGAGGAGGAGCUGACCGGAUGGAGAGUGAUGAAGAGGAUGAAGGAUGGAGAGGUGCGUCCAUGUCCGUCCUCCUGCUCCAUCACUGCUGCCUUCCCUGCCACAGAUAGCGGAGUGUACUGGUGUGAAACUGGACUGGGAGAAACCAGCAACACUGUCAACAUCACCGUCACUGGUAGGCUGGAGGGAUCAAUAACUUACACCUUGAAAUAUACUGGCUCUGUGAUCCUGGAGAGUCCAGUCCUUCCUGUGAUGGAGGGGGACGACGUGACUCUGAGCUGCAGAUGUAAAGUCACGACGUCUGCCUGCGACCUCAAAGCUGAUUUCUAUAAAGACGGCCUCCCCGUCGGGACCAGCUCCACCAGAAACAUGACCAUCCGCAGUGUUUCCAGAUGUGACGAAGGACUCUACAAGUGUAACGUCCUGGGAUUUGGAGAAUCCCCAGAGAGCUGGCUGACUGUCAGAGCGCCACCUGCAGGCCAGGAUCCUCCAGCUCCCCUGCUGUCUGUCUCCACACUGGUGCGUCACCUGGUGGUGGGAACUCCUUACCUGCUGUCCACCAUCUUAGUGGGACUCAUAUACAGAGACAGAGCGAGAGCGCGACAUGCCAGUAAAGCAAGGCGAACAUCUAAUGAUGUCAUAAUGGAGAUGGCUGCAAAGCAGACAGUGACAUCAUACAUCAACAGUGACACUUAAGAGGGAGGGCCGUCUGCACAUUCAACCUAAAAUGAAGAAGAAGAUAACAUCCCGGUUUCUCCUGUUUAAUUCCAUUUUUAUCUCAAAUUUCUUCGGAUUUAAAAAAAAUGUUAUUUUUAACAUUAUUUUUAUGUUUGACCUGAUUCCUCUGCCAUUAAGUUUGUUCUGUUUAAAUAUUCUUGAAGUUUAUGUGUACGUUUGUGUUUUGCUGAUAUGGAAAAUAAACUACUGAACAUC